Messenger RNA from Lactuca sativa (garden lettuce), 381 nucleotides. NCBI's taxonomy places the organism in Eukaryota, Viridiplantae, Streptophyta, Magnoliopsida, Asterales, Asteraceae. The record is from RefSeq and is a predicted model, not a curated record.
AUGUUUAAUUCGUUCGUCUCCAAGGUUGAACGGAAGACGAUCAGCACUGCACUUGAUCAUUCUGAUUGGGUACAGGCGAUGCAGGACGAACUGAAUGAGUUUGAGCAAAAUAAAGUGUGGACACCGAUGCCAACACCAAAAGAUGCUUUUGUGGUUGGACUAAAGUGGGUUUUCAGGAACAAGAUGGAUAAGUGUGGAAAUUUGAUUCGCAACAAGGCAAGAUUGGUUGUGAAAGGUUACUGUCAAGAAGAAGGAAUAGAUUAUAAAGAGACCUUGUCUCUAGUAACAAGGCUAGAAUCGGUUCGUAUUUUUCUCGCCUAUGUUGCACACAAGAACUUUGAAGUAUACCAAAUGGAGAACUGGAAGAGACAGUGUAUGUAG